ACGGUUCUGGCUUCUGUGUGUGGCGGGACAUGGCGGCGAACACAGCGGCGGCGCCUUCGGUCGGGCCCGGCUCAGCGGCGGCUCGCGUCUCUUGCGGGAGGGACCUCAACUGCGUCCCGGAAGUGGCCAGCACUCUGGGGGCGGUCGCCAGGCAGGGGUUUGAUUUCCUCUGCAUGCCCAUUUUCCACCCACGAUACAAGAGGGAGUUUUUCCAAGAACCAGCUAAAAAACGGCCAGGCCCCCAAACCCGUUCUGACCUCUUGCUCUCAGGGAGAGACUGGAAUACACUGAUUGUGGGCAAACUGUCCCCAUGGAUCCGAACAGAUUCCAAAGUCGAGAAGGUUCGCAGGAAUUCGGAGGCGGCCAUGUUGGAGGAACUGAAUUUUGGUGCAUACUUGGGGCUCCCAGCCUUCCUCAUACCCUUGACCCAGGCAGACAACCCUAAUUUGGCGCAUGUUCUGUGUAACCACAUCAGUACUGGGCAUCAUACAUCCAUGUUCUGGAUGCGAGUGCCAUUGCUGGCCCCAGAAGAUUUGAGGGACGAUGUGAUUGAAAACGAGGCCAUACAGGAGGCAGAAGAGGAGUGUGCAGGCGAGGAAAAGACCUGGCAAUGGUGGCACAACUUCCGGACACUGUGUGACUAUAACAAACGUGUUGCUGUGGCCUUAGAAGUGGGAGCUGACUUACCUUCCAACCAUGUCAUGGACCGCUGGCUGGGAGAGCCCAUCAAAGCUGCCAUAUUACCCACCAGCAUCUUCCUGACCAAUAAAAAAGGCUUCCCUGUUCUUUCCAAAAUGCAUCAGCGACUCAUCUUCCGACUCCUCAAGCUUGAGGUACAGUUCAUCAUUACGGGUGCUCAUCAUCACCCGGAGAAGGAGUUUUGCUCUUACCUGCAGUACCUGGAAUAUCUCAGCCAGAAUCGCCCGCCUCCCUCGGCCUAUGAACUCUUUGCAAAAGGCUAUGAAGACUACCUCCAGUCUCCUCUGCAGCCCUUGAUGGACAAUUUGGAGGCCCAGACGUACGAGGUGUUUGAGAAGGACCCCUUUAAGUACUCCCUGUACCAACAAGCUAUAUACAAGUGCCUGUUAGACCGUGUGCCUGAGGAGGAGAAAGAAACCAACGUCCAGGUUGUGAUGGUUCUGGGGGCAGGCCGGGGCCCCCUUGUGAACGCCUCCCUUCGAGCUGCCCGGCAGGCCAACCGGCACAUCAAGAUUUAUGCUGUGGAGAAAAACCCCAAUGCCGUUGUGACACUGGAGAGCUGGCAGUAUGAAGAGUGGGGCUCCCAGGUGACCGUGGUUUCUGGUGACAUGCGGGAAUGGGAGGCUCCAGAGAAGGCGGAUCUCAUGGUGUCGGAACUGCUGGGAUCCUUUGCUGACAACGAGCUUUCCCCCGAGUGUCUGGAUGGGGCAGAUCACUGUCUAAAAGAGGGGGGUGUCAGUAUUCCCUGUGACUAUACCUCCUUCUUGGGCCCAAUCUCCUCCUCAAAGCUCUACAACGAAGUUCGUGCCUGUCGCGAAAAAGACCGCGAUCCAGAGGCUCAGUUUGAAAUGCCAUAUGUUGUUCGGCUUCACAACUUCCACCAGUUAGCACCCCCAAAGGCCUGCUUCACCUUUAGGCAUCCCAGCCCAGGUCCUGUUAAAGACAACAACCGCUACCAGACGCUAGAAUUCCAGGUAGAUGUGAACACAGUGCUUCAUGGUUUUGCUGGCUACUUUGAGACCACAUUAUAUGGCGACGUCAUUCUCAGUAUUCGGCCUGAAACACACUCACCAGGCAUGUUUUCAUGGUUUCCUAUUUUUUUCCCAAUCAAGCACCCCAUGAACAUCCAGGCAGGUGAGCACAUCCAGGUGGCCUUCUGGCGUUGCAGCACUUCCAAGAAAGUUUGGUACGAGUGGGCCGUCAUCUCCCCUAUGUGCUCUGUCAUCCACAAUCCCACAGGACGCUCCUACACCAUUGGACUGUGAGCAGGAGUCCAAUCCAUUCACUUUGAACAGUAUUUCCCCUUGCCUCUAACACUGAGAUGCAAGAGAGGCAUUUUGGAAUAGCAUGAAAGACUCAAUACAGAGGCAAAAGAUCUCCCAGCGUCCGUUGGGUGUAGGUCAGAGGAAGGUCCUUUGCUUGGAUUCUUCCUCCUAUGUUCUUCUGAUUUGUGACAUUUCAAUAAAGUGGCUGAAAUGUG
Anolis sagrei ordinatus is the source of this 2179-nucleotide messenger RNA. RefSeq names its product protein arginine methyltransferase 5 (gene PRMT5). The record is from RefSeq and is a predicted model, not a curated record. Lineage: Eukaryota; Metazoa; Chordata; Lepidosauria; Squamata; Anolidae. Gene Ontology annotation, biological process: regulation of DNA-templated transcription; peptidyl-arginine N-methylation. Gene Ontology annotation, cellular component: cytosol; nucleus.